AUGAAUGGUUAUCGAGACCAGUCUAGUUAUCUCCUCGUGCAAUGGACAGAUGGAGAAAGAGGACAAAUCGUGGUAUCAACCAACGAAGUACUGAGCCCUGUACUUAGAAUUUAUAUGCCGUACCAGUCGGUGAUACUGUCGUAUUGCAACCGACCAAGACGAGCCACUAUUGUGGCGAUUUCAAAUAAUCGCAUGUUACUGGAUCCAGACCCAGUUAGAAGAGGACUAAGAGCAAGACCUAGAAGGGUAAGAAGAUUAUCCAGCUCGUCAUCGUCUAGUAUACCAAGCGAUGGCGCCGAGUCUCCGGAGAUGAAUGACUGCAUGAAGCCCUGGUUAGAACGAUUCUAUUAUCGAUAUGAUUAUCAGCGGUGGUUGGCAGCACAGAGAUGGCACCAAAGAAUACACAGGCCCAUUCCAAUAUUACCAAUAUCUGCACCACAACCAAGCACUUCAGGCAUUACGACCAGAAGCCAACCCCAUACUAACGGAACUAGCAACGGAUAUACCAACGGAUCCCCAGGUCCUAGCCGUAGUAAUUUUAAUACAGUGGAAAACAUGAAUGGGAAUGAGAUAGAGUUUAAUAAUGUAAUAAGUUUUAUGGCGACUGCGUCCUUAAACCCACCACCUCUGCUGUUGAGGACGUUAAACCCCUCACCGCAGCCGUCCGGGUCGUCUGACUCGCAACCGCAACCUUCGGGGUCAUCAGACGCGCAACUGCGGUCAUCAGGGUCGUCAGACUCGCAACCGCAAUCGUCAGGGUCAUUAGACUUGCAACCGCAACCGUCUAGGUCGUCUGACGCGCAACCGUGGCCGUCGGGGUCGUCGGACUUGCAACCGCGGCCAUCGGGGUCGUCCGAUUCGCAACCGCGGCCGUCGGGCCGCAACCGUCGGGGUCGUCAGACUCGCAACCGCGGCCGUCAAGAUCAUCAGACUGGCAACCACGGCUAUCAGGGUCGUCUGACUCACAACCGCAGCCGUCAGGGUUGUCAGACUCGCAACUGCAGCCAUCGGGGUCGUCAGACUCACAACCGCGGCCGUCGAGGUCAUCAGACUCGCAACCGCGGCCGUCGGAAUCGUUGGAGCCUCCAUCUCAGACGUCAAGGUCAUUAG
Messenger RNA from Spodoptera littoralis (African cotton leafworm), 1110 nucleotides. NCBI's taxonomy places the organism in Eukaryota, Metazoa, Arthropoda, Insecta, Lepidoptera, Noctuidae. The record is from the annotation of a GenBank genome assembly.